Salpingoeca rosetta is the source of this 699-nucleotide messenger RNA. RefSeq lists its product as uncharacterized. The record is from RefSeq and is a predicted model, not a curated record. The coding region runs from base 115 to 699 and encodes 194 amino acids. NCBI's taxonomy places the organism in Eukaryota, Choanoflagellata, Craspedida, Salpingoecidae. The transcript is spliced from 2 exons.
CACACAAACACCACAACCGAAAAACUUGCUUCUUGCCAAGCAAAAAGAACAACAACCCGCAACGACUUGCUUUUCUUCCCUUCUUGCCUUGCAAUACACGCGAGCGCACGUAGCAUGGCUGAUGAUGAUGGGAGGGGCACGGGCACAGUGCCUGCCUCUGUGGUGCUGGCUAUGGGAAUGCCGACGACCAAGGAGGACGAGCUGCUGUGCGAAGGGUACCUGAAGAAGAUCCGCGGGUUUGCGCAGAACAGGAGGAGGUGGUUCCGGGUGACAGCAAACCACAUUGCCUUCUUCUCCGCCGAUGGUGGCAGCCUCAUCUCUUAUAUCCACCGCGAUCACGUGUCUGAUGUCCGCGACAUCUCCAAGUACCGCUUCCUCAUCUCCACACACAAACCGUUUGGUGCCAGCGGCGCAAGCAGCAUGAUCCUCGAAGCCAGCACUCCAGAGGCGAAGAACAGAUGGCUGCUGUGCCUGCAAAAGACAACAGACAGCUCGCGCGGCACACAGGAGGACACGGGCCACCUGUACACAGAAGGGUACAUGUGUAAGCUGCAAGGCUUUGGCUCGCGUGAUCGGACGCGGUGGUUCGUGCUCACCGAUCGCUACUUCUCGUAUUACACGACGGAGGCCGGGGACCUGAUGGGCCGCUGCCCCAUUGAACAGAUCCAAUCCGUUAAGCCAAUCCAGGACCACACGUAA